Molecule: messenger RNA, 2165 nt
Organism: Tachysurus vachellii
Lineage: Eukaryota; Metazoa; Chordata; Actinopteri; Siluriformes; Bagridae
Gene: blzf1
Product: basic leucine zipper nuclear factor 1
Exons: 8
Coding region: 229-1428 (399 amino acids)
Biological process (GO): Golgi to plasma membrane protein transport; Golgi organization
Cellular component (GO): Golgi membrane
Source: RefSeq, a predicted model, not a curated record
CGAGUGUUUCCGGGUUGAUGGGCUUCCCUGUGCUCUCCAGUAACUUCCACAGGCCGUGAACUCCCAUCGCAGUCCCUUCUCAGGCCACUAGGUGGCGAUAAACAGCAUCUCAGUGAGAGGAAGUCAGAAAUGGCGUUUUCCGGGCCGGGGCUGUGAGACUGAAGGCAAAUCAUCCAGACCGUUAUUGCGUGCAGUUCUUUACGAUUUCAUCCUCCGGCUUCCUCGACCAUGUCUGCAGACAUCAUGAAAGACCCGUCUGCCGUGUUCGUUCGUGGCCCUGGCGACGGCAUGGAGAUGGAUAAAAUUGUGCUGAAAGCGGAGACGUCUGUGGAGCCUCUAACGCUAAAAGCGUCUCCACCCAGACAGAGUCCCAGGACUGCGCAGACGUCCCCUGGUGUCCUUCACCUGGGAAAAGUGAACAGGGAAUCCUGCACCGAGGUGGAGGCCGUGCGCAUCGUCGUCCCGCGUGCCGCCAUCGUCAGGAGCGCCCGAGCCGUCGUGCACGCUGACAGCAAGACGGAUGAAAGAGGAUCAGGAUCGCCGUACCACGGUGACGACCGUCCCCCGUCCCCGUCCUCAGAACCACAGGACUUUAAGAGCGUAGUGGAGAAGCUGCAGAACUCAGAGCGCAGGCUGCUGCAGGACAAAGAGGGGCUUUCGAACCAGCUGCGUGUUCAGACCGAGGUAAACCGUGAGCUGAAGAAGCUUCUGGUGGCGUCGGUGGGCGACGACUUGCAGUAUCACUUUGAGCGAAUGUCUCGGGAGAAGAACCAGCUCAUCCUGGAGAACGAGGUUCUGUGCCGCAACCUGGCGCACACGGUCGAGCAGCUGGAGCGCAUGAGCAUCCAGUGUGAUGUGUGGAGGAGCAAAUUCCUCGCCAGCAGAGUGAUGGCCGAGGAGUUGACUAAUUCCCGAGCUGCUCGUCAGCGGCAUAUUCGAGAGGCUCAGACCGCAAUCCAGGACCUGCUGCGUGAGAGAGAGGAGUUCUCCCGAGACAUGACGCACACACACAGGUCUCUGGAGCAGCUGCUAGUCUCACUACAGUGGGGCAGACAGCAAACCUAUUACCCCAGCGCGCAGCCGCUCAGCACCGGAGAACUGGCUGCAGCCAAUCGCAAGCUGGCUGACGCCAUCAACUCGCACCUGCUGGGAAACACGGGCAAGAGCAGCAGCACGAGUGUGAAGAGCAGCUCAGUGUCAGAACUCUGCAACACACCGGCGGAGAAGAUGGCCGAGAAGGUCCUCAGGAUCCUGGAUCCAAUUUCCUGCCCCGACUCGCCGGGUGACUCGGUGGAUCCUGACUCGAUCGCCGUGUCUCCUUUCCUUCCUAAUAAGAAAAGCAUCGGACGUUUCCACCCGUACACUCGCUACGAGAACAUCACCUUUAACUGCUGUGAGCGCUGCAGCGGAGAGCUGCUCGUGCUCUGAGACACGCUCAUGUUAAAGCUAUACUCCAGUCUGCUUUUUCUUUUAUCUCCAUCUACUGCUUCUGUAGUUUGGGAUUUUUCCAGACAAAACACUUUGAGACCCGAGACCCUGUUUCACGUCUAACAGACGUCUAAGGGCAGAAUUCUGAACUCACCGUCUGAGUUAUGUUCAUUUCACAAAGAGAUGGUGAAGAACUGAUGACAAAAACAGUGAGAGAGCGAGAGAGAGCGAGAGAGAGAAUGAGUGAGAGCGAGAGAGAGAAUGAGUGAGAGCGAGAGAGAGAAUGAGUGAGAGCGAGAGAGAGAAUGAGUGAGAGCGAGAGAGAGAAUGAGUGAGAGCGAGAGAGAGAAUGAGUGAGAGCGAGAGAGAGAAUGAGUGAGAGCGAGAGAGAGAAUGAGUGAGAGAGCGAGAGAGAGAAUGAGUGAGAGAGCGAGAGAGAGAAUGAGUGAGAGAGCGAGAGAGAGAAUGAGUGAGAGAGCGAGAGAGAGAAUGAGUGAGAGAGCGAGAAUGAGUGCGAGAGAGAGAAUGAGUGAGAGAGCGAGAAUGAGUGAGAGAGCGAGAAUGAGUGAGAGCGAGAAUGAGUGAGAGCGAGAAUGAGUGAGAGCGAGAAUGAGUGAGAGCGAGAAUGAGUGAGAGCGAGAAUGAGUGAGAGCGAGAAUGAGCGAGAGAGAGAGCGAGAAUGAGCGAGAGAGAGAGCGAGAAUGAGCGAGAGAGAGAGCGAGAAUGAGCGAGAGAGU